AUGGUGAAAACAGCAGUUAUGAGUCUGGUACCGCUGGUAUUAGGCUUUGUAACAGUGUACGGUAGCCUGGUGGAUGACCUCAGGGAUUGUCUCCCCUUCUUACCGCGGACACAGUACGUGAAGUCCUAUAACGACGUUUGUUUGUUCUUACUGAAGAGAAAACUGACAUGGAACGACGCCCAAUCCAACUGCAGCUCUGGUGGAGGUCGUCUGGUGCAGAUUCAGUAUCAAGCCAAACAAGAUUUCCUCUAUAACACACUGACGGCGAUGAAAUGGACAGACUGGGGUGUAUGGAUUGGGGCUACUGACCACGACAGUGAAGGGACAUGGAAAUGGACAGACGGUACAAAUCUGACCUACGGAUUCUGGCAUCCAGGUGAAGGUCCGGCUCAUGGUUUCCUCUUUUCUAAGGCAGGAUUUGAGGACUGUGCCCUGAUGAGACUCGAUGACAGUGGGAGAUGGCGAGACUACGACUGUGGAAGUAUCCUUCAUCAUCACACAUCAGUAUGUGAGUACCAAAAAGUGAAGGAAUCUACAAGUUAUCCACCAAAAACAACGACUCUGCCUACUACAACAGUUCCGACCAUUCCCUCUUCGCCUUCCACUUUGUCGACCACAGUCAGACAAACAUGUCCUUCGUUCCACCCGGAAGCCUCGCUCGUACAAUACUACAAAAAGUCCUGUUUAAGGUUUGUCAUUGGUGACAAGUCUUGGAACGAUGCUAAUGCUGAAUGCAUUAGCCAAGGUGGACUGUUACUUCAGAUACACAGUCAACAGGACCAGGACUUUGUCUACCAGAGUCUGAAGUCUCUACGCUGGAGCGACGCGGGGGCGUGGAUAGGGGCCACUGACCGUGACGGUGAGGGACAUUGGACAUGGACUGAUGGCUCUCCCGUCAAUUACGGUCACUGGAAUCCUGGCGAGGGGUCGUACCACAACACUACGAAUGAGAACUGUGCUAUGAUAAACGUGGAUGACGGGAUGUGGUAUGACUACAAUUGUGGAUCUGUUAUCUACAACCAGGCCUAUAUAUGUCAGUACAGGCUUUGA
This is a messenger RNA of Ylistrum balloti, 1050 nucleotides long. RefSeq names its product C-type mannose receptor 2-like. The record is from RefSeq and is a predicted model, not a curated record. Lineage: Eukaryota; Metazoa; Mollusca; Bivalvia; Pectinida; Pectinidae. The coding region runs from base 1 to 1050 and encodes 349 amino acids. The transcript is spliced from 6 exons.